Molecule: messenger RNA, 897 nt
Organism: Parathielavia appendiculata
Lineage: Eukaryota; Fungi; Ascomycota; Sordariomycetes; Sordariales; Chaetomiaceae
Exons: 3
Coding region: 25-825 (266 amino acids)
Biological process (GO): mitochondrial translation; RNA processing
Cellular component (GO): mitochondrial large ribosomal subunit
Molecular function (GO): ribonuclease III activity; structural constituent of ribosome
Source: RefSeq, a predicted model, not a curated record
UCGAUUUUUCUGCACUUCGGCCCCAUGACGCUCCACCCAUCUCGCUCAGUCGCCUCGGCGACGUGCAAGGCGCUGCGGAGAUACAAUGCCUCGGCGCAAUCGGUCGCGUGCAGGCUCGGGCAGCCGGUCCGGCAACUGUCGACUUCGUUAGCACGCAACUCCGAGGCCGCCGAGGCCGUCGAGUCGGCCACCGAGCAGCAGGUUCGGCCACGGUGGUCGUACACGCCAGAGCGCAUGAAGGGACCGGGCUUCUCCAUCAACGUCGUCAAGGACCGCAGCCGGACCGUCUGGCACAACAACGAGGAUCCGGCGAAGCUCGAUGCCAUGUACAACCGCCUCCUGGGGUCCAAGGGGGACAGGAUGCUGCCGGACGAGAUCAAGUGGCUGGCCAUCACACACAAGAGCUUUGAUCAGGGGCGGCGAGGAUUCAACACAAGGCUGGCCUACUUUGGGCGCCUGAUCGUUUCUCUCGAGACCACACGGCACAUCAUAGUCGCACCGGUGACGGCGCGAGAUCCUCCCCGGGACCCGUUCGGCCGCGAGCCUUUCCAGCACAGCGCGCUCGCCAACAUUGACAAGCUUAACACGAGGCAACCGAUAGACGUCGUUUCCAAGGAGAAGCUGGCCAAACUGGCCGUUGAUGUUGGCCUGCCAGAAGUGGUCAGGUGGAAGCCAAGAAUGCCCGAGAACCUCGAUGCCUCCGGUAUGACGGUUGUGCUCAACACCGCCCUCUUCGCCAUCAUCGGUGCUAUAUCCUUGCAACAUGGCGCCGAAGUGGCCCAACAGGUGGUUCGGGAAAAGAUCCUCAGGAGGCUGGGCGCAUAAUGACAACUGCGGCGCGGUAAUAGACGUGUAUAACUCUGUACCAUAUCACGGGGCAAUAGAGAGGCAGGCCGG